This is a messenger RNA of Brassica rapa (field mustard), 3391 nucleotides long. Its product is annotated as ACT domain-containing protein ACR8. The record is from RefSeq and is a predicted model, not a curated record. NCBI's taxonomy places the organism in Eukaryota, Viridiplantae, Streptophyta, Magnoliopsida, Brassicales, Brassicaceae.
UCCUCGGGCUCUAAUGCUCGAGCCAUAGUAAACAGUAAUUGGCUGCCGAGUUAUACUAAUACAUAAAUCGGAUUUUAAUACCGACAAAUCAGUCAUUAAUGAGUCAUUAAUGAUAGGUAAACAACAUCAACAGGCUAUCAACUAAUAAAUGCAGCGGGAGAAUCUUCUCUGUCUAUUAAGCUUAACGAAUAGUUAAAUGCUUUUACAGCUUCGGGCCUUCGGCUACUGCACCGCACGACCAAGGAUGUAUGUAAACUUAAAAUAAUAGUAUUACAAAGCACUGUGCCGUCUACCGGGCCACGUAUCUAGACCGUCUGUGAUUAUAGAUCGUCAUAAGUAAAAUGCACGUGACAUGGUUCUUGUCCCUCUGGAGAAAGUGGCCCUUACGUGGGGCAUAUUCGUAUUUAAUGCGAAUGAUAUGAUAUCUGAUCUUCUUCUAGAUUAUGCGAGUGAGAUAACACUUUGUUAACGCCAAAAAAUCACCUCAUCGACGUGAUUGUCACGCACGAAUUUACUUUUCUUCCGCUACGUCUGGACCAAUUAAAUGUAAACACGUGACAACCGCCUAUAUCCUCAAGAGACAGGACAGUUUUACCCUUUACGACACGCCUAGUCGCCUACGAUAGACACACUCUCUUGCCAGCUUUAACUGGGUCCCGUAGAGAUCUUUCUUCUCUUCAAUUUUGAAAGUGCCCCCCUCUUGAGAGUUGAGGCUAUUACCGAACAUAUAUUAACGUGAAAGUAAGUACGGGUUUCUUAGAAGCGCGUAGCUAUUACGUACCACACGUUACGAGUGUAGGGAAAAUACAUCUCAUCUUAGCUACGAAGCGAGUAUCAUUUGACGUGGGACCUUUAGAUUAUGACACGUGGCCUACCGUGGCCGUUGGAUCAGUGAUUGUCGGAAAGGGAUCAUACUAGAGUGGAAAGCACGCAAAGGCAAAACACACUUAAAACAGGUGGCGUCCUAGCUGGCAGUUGAACAGCCAAUGGCGAGGAUAUGUUGACACGUGGAAGUUUGGCCGGUUAGUUUUAGAAUAUUUAACAGCUAAUUAACCAUACCUUUUGGGUUUUAUUUUGAUGAAUUUGUGUGUUGUUAAUAUGUAAAAAUAAAUUGUUUGAACGAAGGAUUAGAUUACAUAGAUAUUGAAGACAUUAGGUAAGGUGUAAAUGUAAAAAUCAUUCGUGAAUUUACCAAAACAAAUUACCAUAAAUAAACUGAUAAUCUUAAGAGAAUCGGUUGUUAUGAAUUAAUAGUGCAGUGGAGUUUACUGGGAUUAAAUCUUUAAAGGAAUGAAAGUGGUUAUAAGUAUAACAUGUUAGGUUCGAAUGAAAAAGAAAUGUUAGGUUAAAAAUUAAAAUGAACUAUAUAAAAAAUGAAACAUUAUAAGUUCAACUCGAGAAGACUUUUAGCAUUAGAAACAUGGGUGCGUCAUGCUCCGCCAUGUGACUUUUCUUUAAUUUGCAGAGAUAAAAAGUAACAAGUUAAUUAAAUAUGUAUUUGUCUGUACAUAUAUAAGGAGUCCAGUGUAUAGAAGGAUUAUGUGAAAGCAGUGCUCUGAAUUAUCUAGAGAGAGACAGAGAGUAUUAAUAGCUCAGGAAUCGUGAGGGAGAGAGAAACGCCUUUGAAGAGAUUUGAUAUGUGUUUUGCUGGUCAUCUUUGGUAGAAGAAGAAGAAGAAGAAGCCAAAGAAGAGAUUGAUAACAUCGGCGUUUGAGUAACAGAGAGGUUGAGAGAAAUAUAGAUAUGGCGAUGAAGGGUUAUUUGGAUGAGUAUGAAAAGCUUGUAAUUAGGAUGAACACUCCAAGGGUCGUUAUCGACAAUGGUGUUUGUUCUUCAGCGACAAUCGUCAAGGUUGACAGUCCAAGAGGACAUGGUAUAUUGCUAGAAGCCGUUCAAAUCCUCACCGAUUUAAAUCUCUCCAUUAAAAAAGCUUACAUCUCUUCUGAUGGUAGAUGGAACAUGGAUGUUUUCCAUGUGACUGACAUAAACGGAAACAAACUAAAUGAUCAGAGCGUCUUAAGUUACAUCGAACAGUCUAUUGAGACGGUUUACUACGGAGAAGACAUUGAAGUAAACGGUUUAACAGCCUUAGAAUUAACCGGAACAGACCGGAUCGGUUUACUAUCCGAGAUGUUCGCGGUUCUCUCCGACCUCAACUGCGAUGUAGUUGACGCUAAGCUAUGGACGCACAACGGUAGAGUUGCGUCUAUCAUCUAUCUUAAAGACUGCACCACAGGAUCUCCUAUUCUCGAUCCUCAUCGAAUAUCAAAUAUCGAAGGACGGUUAAAGAACGUUUUGAACGGCGAUAACGACGUAAACUCCGCUGCGAAGACUUGCGUUUCGAUGGAUGCGAUGACGCACGUCGAACGUAGGCUUCAUCAGCUUAUGUUUGAAGAUAGAGACUACGAGAAGAGGUCCAAGAGACAUGAGAGAGAUCCUAUGGUGGUUGUGACGGUUCAGAAUUGGGCUGAGAGGGGUUACUCUGUGGUUAAUGUUCAUUGCCGGGACAGGACUAAGCUUUUAUUUGACGUGGUUUGUACGUUAACGGACAUGGAGUAUGCUGUGUUCCAUGCUACUAUCAACACGUCUUCGGACCAAGCUCACUUGGAAUUCUAUAUCCGGCAUAAGGAUGGAUCACCGAUAAGUUCGGAAGCAGAGAGACAACGAGUGAUACAAUGCUUAGAAGCUGCAGUGGAAAGAAGAGCAUCUGAGGGUGUGAGAUUAGAGCUGAGACAUCCAGACAAACAAGGCUUACUAGCGGAAGUUACACGGACGUUUAGAGAAAACGGUCUGAAUGUUACAAGAACAGAGAUAUCGACUAGCUGCGACAUGGCUACAAACAUAUUCUAUGUAACUGAUGCUAAUGGAAAUGGAGCUGACUCGAAAUUGAUUGAAUCGGUCAGGGAGAAAAUCGGUUUAGAGUGGUUAAGAGUGAAGGAAAUUCCAUCAGUGAUUCAUAAGAAGGGAGAUGGAGAAGAAGAGCAACAGACUAAAGCAGUGUUGGUUUCAUUUGGGAGUUUGGUCUGGAGAAAUCUAUUCAGCUUUGGUUUGAUCAAAUCAUGUUCUUAAUGGUCUUUAAAAUCUCGGGGCUAACCAAACCAACGGUUUGAUGAAAUCCAUCGUUUGAGAGGCACGUAGACUUCUUAAGGUAAGAAGUCUACGUGCCUUAAAAAAAAUGAAUGAUUUUUAUCGGUUUGGUUUCUUUAGUAAAUUUAAUUUAAGGUAGGAAAUUAUGUUUGGUCAUGUCUUGUAAAUAGAAAAAAAAAAGAGGAGAGGAACGAUUAGAAAUUCAGAACUUACUUGCUUUCUUAUUGUGGAGGGAGUUUUAGCGCUUAGAAAAAGGUGGUAUAAAGUUUCUAAAAUUAAUUUUGUGUGUGUUGUUUGUUAAGUU